Messenger RNA from Saccharomyces paradoxus, 3999 nucleotides. It is a transcript of the gene IKI3, whose product is annotated as Elongator subunit IKI3. The record is from RefSeq and is a predicted model, not a curated record. The transcript has a single exon. Gene Ontology annotation, molecular function: tRNA binding. Lineage: Eukaryota; Fungi; Ascomycota; Saccharomycetes; Saccharomycetales; Saccharomycetaceae. Gene Ontology annotation, biological process: tRNA wobble base 5-methoxycarbonylmethyl-2-thiouridinylation. The coding region runs from base 1 to 3999 and encodes 1332 amino acids. Gene Ontology annotation, cellular component: elongator holoenzyme complex; cytosol.
AUGCGAAAUCUUAUUACCUUGAAUAAGGGUAAAUUUAGACCAGUAGCUUCUACUGUGGAGGAUGAUGAAGAUGGCUUAUCUUUCACUUUGUUGGACUCAUUGUUUGAUACAUUAUCUGAUAGUAUAACGUGUGUACUUGGUUCCACUGAUAUUGGCGCUAUUGAGGUGCAGCAAUUCAUGAAGGAUGGUUCUAGGAAUGUCUUGGCUUCAUUCAAUAUUCAGACCUUCGACGACAAAUUAUUAUCUUUUGUUCAUUUUGCAGAUAUUAACCAGUUGGUAUUUGUCUUUGCACAAGGUGACAUCAUUACAGCCACUUAUGAUCCUAUUAGUUUAGACCCAACCGAAACUUUGAUUGAAAUCGUGGGUACUAUAGACAAUGGGAUAGCAGCCGCGCAGUGGUCCUAUGAUGAAGAAACGCUGGCCAUGGUGACCAAAGAUCGUAACGUGGUAGUUCUAAGUAAACUUUAUGAGCCCAUAUCAGAAUAUCAUUUAGAGGUAGAUGAUCUUAAAAUUUCAAAGCAUGUCACUGUUGGUUGGGGUAAGAAGGAAACUCAAUUUAGAGGUAAGGGUGUACGUGCCAUGGAAAGAGAAGCAUUGGCCAGUUUAAAGGCAUCAGGUUUAGUCGGUAAUCAAUUAAGGGACCCGACCAUGCCCUAUAUGGUAGAUACUGGUGAUGUUACUGCCAUGGACAGCCAUGAAGUCACAAUUUCUUGGAGGGGUGAUUGCGACUAUUUUGCUGUUUCUUGCGUCGACGAAGUACCAGACGAAGAUGACGAAACAAAAUCUAUAGAACGAAGAGCUUUCAGAGUUUUCUCGCGUGAAGGCCAAUUGGAUAGUGCCUCUGAACCUGUAACGGGGAUGGAACACCAGUUAAGUUGGAAACCGCAAGGUUCUCUGAUUGCGUCCAUUCAAAGGAAAACCGACCUUGGUGAGGAGGAUUCAGUGGAUGUGAUUUUCUUCGAACGGAAUGGUUUGAGGCAUGGUGAAUUUGAUACCAGAUUGCCUCUGGAUGAGAAGAUAGAAAGUUUAUGCUGGAAUAGUAAUUCUGAGGCGCUAGCCGUAGUAUUGGCGGAUCGCAUUCAGUUUUGGACGUCUAAGAAUUACCACUGGUAUUUAAAACAAGAAUUGUAUGCUACUGACAUUUCGUACGUCAAAUGGCACCCAGAAAAAGACUUCACUUUGAUGUUUUCUGAUGCUGGAUUUAUCAACAUCGUUGAUUUUGCCUAUAAGAUGACACAGGGUCCGACAUUAGAACCGUUCGAUAACGGUACUUCUCUUGUUGUUGAUGGGACGACAGUGAAUAUUACUCCUCUAGCACUUGCUAAUGCCCCUCCUCCAAUGUACUAUCGUGAUUUUGAAACUCCGGGAAAUGUCUUGGAUGUAGCAUGCAGUUUGUCUAAUGAAAUAUAUGCAGCAAUCAACAAAGAGGCCCUAGUUUUUGCAGCCGUUCCCAGUAUCGAAGAAAUGAAAAAAGGCAAACAUCCUAAUGUAGUCUGUGAAUUCUUCAAGUCUGAGUUCGCAAGUGAAGUUGAUUCUUUAAGACAAGUUGCUUUUAUUAACGAUUCCAUUGUCGGUGUGUUGCUUGACACGGAUAACCUUUCCAGAAUAGCACUUUUGGAUAUCCAAGAUAUUACUCAACCAACUUUGAUAACUAUUGUGGAGGUCUAUGAUAAAAUUGUUUUACUAAGAAGUGACUUUGAUUAUAACCACUUGGUGUAUGAAACCCGUGAUGGUACAGUUUGCCAAUUGGAUGCGGAAGGCCAGUUGAUGGAAAUUACCAAGUUUCCGCAAUUGGUACGUGAUUUCAAAGUAAAGAGAGUCCAUAAUACAUCGCCAGAAGAUGACGGCAACUGGUCUGCGGAGAGUUCCGAGUUAGUUGCAUUUGGUAUCACGAAUAAUGGUAAGUUAUUUGCUAAUCAAGUUUUACUGGCUUCUGCAGUUACUUCCUUAGAGAUUACCGAUUCAUUUCUGUUGUUCACCACAGCACAACACAAUUUACAAUUUGUACAUUUAAAUUCCACCGACUUCAAGGCAUUACCUAUGGUAGAAGAAGGUGUGGAAGAUGAAAGAGUCCGUGCCAUAGAAAGAGGUUCUAUUUUAGUGUCCGUUAUCCCAUCUAAAUCUUCCGUUGUUCUGCAAGCUACACGUGGUAAUCUAGAAACAAUUUAUCCAAGAAUUAUGGUACUGGCCGAAGUCAGGAAGGAUAUUAUGGCAAAACGCUAUAAAGAAGCGUUUGUCGUCUGUCGUACACACAGAAUUAACCUUGAUAUUUUAUAUGACUAUGCGCCAGAGUUAUUUAUUGAAAACUUAGAACUAUUUAUUAACCAAAUUGGAAGAGUCGAUUAUCUCAAUUUAUUUAUUUCCUGUUUGUCAGAAGAUGACGUUACAAAGACAAAAUACAAGGAAACCCUUUAUUCAGGUAUCUCGAAGUCAUUUGGAAUGGAACCAGCACCACUGACUGAAAUGCAAAUUUAUAUGAAAAAGAAAAUGUUUGAUCCUAAAACCUCUAAGGUCAACAAAAUAUGUGAUGCUGUGCUAAAUGUUUUACUAAGCAAUCCUGAAUACAAAAAGAAAUACCUGCAAACGAUCAUUACUGCAUAUGCAUCUCAAAACCCUCAAAAUUUAUCGGCUGCAUUAAAACUAAUCAGUGAAUUAGAAAGUUCGGAAGAGAAAGACUUUUGUGUAACUUACUUGUGUUUCUUGCAAGAUGUCAAUGUGGUUUAUAAGUCUGCAUUAUCUUUGUAUGAUGUCAGCUUAGGAUUACUAGUUGCUCAAAAAUCUCAAAUGGAUCCUCGUGAAUAUUUGCCAUUUUUACAAGAAUUACAAGAUAAUGAGCCUUUACGCCGUAAGUUUUUGAUCGAUGACUACUUAGGAAACUAUGAAAAGGCUUUGGAGCAUCUGUCCGAAAUUGACAAAGAUGGUAAUGUUUCAGAAGAAGUCAUAGACUACGUUGAAUCUCAUGAUUUGUAUAAACACGGUCUAGCACUUUACCGUUAUGAUUCUAGGAAGCAGAAUGUUAUUUACAACAUUUACGCAAAGUGUUUGUCGUCAAAUCAAAUGUAUAUGGAUGCGGCAGUGGCGUACGAAAUGUUAGGAAAGUUCAAAGAAGCAAUGGGGGCGUACCAAUCAGGUAAGAAGUGGCGUGAGGCCAUUUCCAUUGCUGUUCAGAAAUUCCCAGAAGAAAUUGAGUCAGUCGCAGAAGAUUUGAUAUCUUCUUUGACUUUUGAGCAUAGAUAUGUUGAUGCUGCUGAUAUUCAACUGGGAUAUUUGGACAAUGUUAAAGAAGCUGUAGCUUUGUACUGCAAAGCCUAUAGGUACGAUACUGCUUCUCUCGUGGCGAUAAAAGCAAAGAAAGGUGAGCUUUUGGAAGAAGUUGUCGAUCCUGGUUUAGGCGAAGGUUUUGGUAUAAUUGCUGAAUUGCUUGCCGAUUGUAAGGGCCAGAUUAACUCUCAGUUGAGAAGAUUGAGAGAGCUACGCGCGAAAAAGGAGGAGAACCCAUACGCCUUUUAUGGCCAGGAAACUGAGCAAGCAGAUGACGUUUCUGUUGCUCCUUCGGAGACGUCAACACAAGUAUCAUUCUUUACAAGAUACACAGGCAAAACAGGGGGGACUGCGAAGACUGGUGCCUCCAGACGUACAGCUAAAAACAAGCGCAGAGAAGAGCGUAAGCGUGCUCGUGGUAAAAAGGGAACUAUCUAUGAAGAAGAAUAUUUGGUUCAAUCAGUUGGAAGAUUGAUUGAGAGAUUAAACCAAACAAAACCAGACGCUGUGAGAGUUGUUGAGGGCCUUUGUAGACGAAAUAUGAGAGAGCAAGCUCACCAAAUUCAAAAGAACUUCGUUGAAGUACUUGAUUUGUUGAAGGCUAACAUUAAGGAAAUCUAUUCUAUUAGCGAAAAGGACAGAGAAAGGGUUAAUGAAAACGGAGAAGUAUACUAUAUCCCAGAAAUACCUGUUCCUGAGAUUCAUGAUUUCCCAAAGAGUCAUAUUGUUGAUUUUUGA